CUGGCAACUGGGUUGCUGCUUUGAGAAACCGGCUUGUGAGCAGCGGCGGGAAAGGCGCGUGUCGGCUUCUCACUGGCGCAGCCUCCACAGAGCUCGCCGCUGUCCCGCCCUACCCGGGCAUCGUUGCUGACACCGGAGUGGACGAAGUGCGGUCCGGGCAUGGGCAGCGGGGGGGAUGCGAACGCCUCGGCUGCCUCGGCUGCUCGCCGGGUGACAGAGCUUUGUUACAACAUGGGACUUAUAAUUACACUGGCUUCCCUGUGCCUGUUUUCCUUAGCAGAGACCAGUUCCAAAGCCAUUACAACCUCUCUGACCACAAAGUGGUUUUCUCCUCCACUGCUAUUGGAAGCCAGUGAGUUCUUAGCAGAAGACAGUCAAGAAAAAUUUUGGAGUUUUGUAGAAGCCAGUCAAAAUAUUGGAUCAUCUGAUCAUCACGACACUGAUCAUUCCUAUUACAAUGCGAUAUUGGAAGCCGCGUUUCAAUUUCUGUCACCUUUACAGCAGAAUUUGUUGAAAUUUUGUCUCUCUCUUCGUUCCUACUCAGCCUCAAUUCAAGCCUUCCAGCAGAUAGCAGGUGAUGAGCCUCCCCCGGAAGGAUGUAAGUCAUUCUUUUCAGUGCAUGGGAAGCAGACCUGUGAUUUUGAUACUCUGGAUACCCUUCUACUAACUGCACCCGACAGACCUAAGCCUUUGUUGUUCAAAGGAGAUCACAGAUUCCCCUCAUCGAAUUCUGAAAGUCCUGUGGUGAUUUUCUACUCUGAGAUUGGCCAUGAAGAAUUUUAUAAUAUUCACCACCAACUUAUAUCAAAAAGCCAAGAAGGCAAAAUUAAUUAUGUAUUCAGACAUUAUAUAUCCAAUCCCAAGAAGGAGCCUGUUUACCUUUCUGGCUAUGGUGUGGAAUUGGCAAUUAAGAGCACGGAGUACAAGGCCAAGGAUGAUACUCAGGUGAAAGGAACUGAGGUGAAUACCACAGUCAUUGGUGAGAACGAUCCUAUUGAUGAAGUUCAGGGGUUUCUUUUUGGAAAAUUAAGAGAACUGCACCCCUCUUUGGAAGAACAACUGAAAGAAUUCCGAAAGUAUCUUGUGGAGAGCACCAAUGAGAUGGCACCCUUGAAAGUUUGGCAGCUGCAAGAUCUCAGUUUCCAGACUGCUGCCCGCAUCCUGGCUGCUCCUGUGGAGUUAGCUUUGGUGGUGAUGAAGGAUAUUAGUCAGAAUUUUCCUACAAAAGCCAGAGCAAUAACAAAAACAGCUGUGAGCUCACAACUUAGAACAGAAGUGGAAGAGAACCAGAAGUAUUUCAAGGGAACGAUAGGACUGCAGCCUGGAGAUUCAGCUCUCUUCAUCAAUGGACUUCAUAUUGAUUUAGAUACCCAGGAUAUAUUCAGUUUGUUUGAUACGCUGAGGAAUGAAGCCCGGGUGAUGGAGGGUCUGCACAGACUAGGAAUAGAAGGCCUUUCUCUACAUAAUAUUUUGAAGCUCAACAUCCAGCCUUCUGAGACUGACUAUGCACUAGACAUUAGGAGUCCUGCUAUUUCAUGGGUCAACAACCUAGAGAUUGAUAGCCGAUAUAAUUCAUGGCCUUCUAGUUUGCAAGAGUUACUUCGACCUACCUUUCCUGGUGUUAUACGGCAGAUCAGGAAAAACUUGCAUAACAUGGUGUUUAUUGUUGAUCCUGUGCAUGAGACCACAACCGAGUUGAUUAGCAUAGCUGAGAUGUUCCUCAGCAAUCACAUACCAUUAAGGAUUGGUUUUAUCUUUGUGGUCAAUGACUCGGAAGAUGUUGAUGGGAUGCAAGAUGCUGGAGUUGCUGUUCUGAGAGCGUAUAAUUAUGUUGUCCAAGAAGUGGAUGGUUACCACGCCUUCCAGAUCCUCACACAUAUCUAUAACAAGGUGAGGACUGGAGAAAAAGUGAAAGUUGAACAUGUGGUCAGUGUCUUGGAGAAGAAAUACCCGUAUGUCGAAGUGAAUAGCAUUCUGGGGAUUGACUCUGCUUAUGAUCAGAACCGGAAGGAAGCAAGAGGCUACUAUGAGCAGACUGGUGUUGGUCCCCUGCCUGUUGUCUUGUUCAAUGGCAUGCCCUUUGAAAAGGAACAUUUGGAUCCUGACGAGUUGGAAACCAUUACAAUGCACAAGAUCUUGGAGACCACGUCCUUCUUCCAAAGGGUGGUAUAUUUGGGUGAACUGCCACAUGAUCAAGAUGUGGUAGAAUAUAUCAUGAAUCAACCAAAUGUUGUUCCACGAAUCAAUUCUCGGAUUUUGACAACUAAACGAGAGUAUCUGGAUCUAACAGCCAGCAAUAACUUUUUUGUGGAUGAUUUUGCCAGAUUUUCUGCCCUGGACUCGAGGGGCAAGACUGCUGCUAUAGCCAACAGUAUGAACUAUCUGACAAAGAAAGGAAUGUCUUCCAAGGAAAUCUAUGACGAUUCCUUUAUUAGGCCAGUGACUUUUUGGAUUGUUGGGGAUUUUGAUAGCCCUUCUGGACGGCAGUUAUUAUAUGAUGCCAUUAAACAUCAGAAAACCAGUAACAAUGUUAGGAUAAGUAUGAUCAAUAAUCCCAGCCAAGAGAUAAGUUACUCGAGCACUCCAGUCUUCAGAGCAAUCUGGGCAGCUCUCCAAACACAGACCUCCAACUCUGCUAAGAACUUCAUCACCAAAAUGGCCAAAGAGGAGACAGCAGAGGCCCUGGCUGCAGGAGUGGACAUUGGGGAAUUCUCUGUUGGGGGCAUGGAUGUCAGUCUUUUUAAAGAGGCCUUUGAGUCUUCCAAAAUGGAUUUCAUUUUGUCUCAUGCCCUGUACUGCAGAGAUGUUCUGAAGCUGAAGAAGGGGCAGAGAGUGGUGAUCAGCAACGGAAGGAUCAUCGGGCCGCUGGAGGAGAGUGAGCUCUUUAACCAAGAUGAUUUCCACCUCCUAGAAAAUAUCAUCUUAAAAACAUCAGGACAGAAAAUAAAAUCUCACAUCCAACAGCUUCGCGUAGAAGAAGACGUGGCAAGUGACCUGGUAAUGAAGGUGGAUGCUCUCCUGUCAGCGCAACCCAAAGGCGAGGCAAGGAUCGACUACCAGUUCUUUGAAGACAAACACAGUGCAAUUAAACUGAAGCCCAAUGAAGGGGACACAUACUAUGAUGUGGUAGCUGUCGUUGACCCUGUCACAAGAGAAGCACAGAGGCUCGCCCCCUUGCUCUUGGUUUUGACUCAGCUGGUAAACAUGAAUCUAAGAGUAUUUAUGAAUUGCCAAUCUAAACUUUCCGACAUGCCUUUGAAAAGCUUUUACCGUUAUGUCUUAGAACCAGAGAUUUCUUUCACCGCAGACAACAGCUUUGCUAAGGGACCGAUAGCGAAGUUUCUGGAUAUGCCACAGUCUCCACUGUUCACUUUGAAUUUGAACACACCUGAGAGUUGGAUGGUGGAAUCUGUCAGGACGCCAUAUGAUCUUGAUAACAUUUAUCUAGAAGAGGUGGACAGUAUAGUGGCUGCUGAGUAUGAGCUGGAGUACCUGUUAUUAGAGGGCCAUUGCUACGAUGUCACCACGGGCCAGCCCCCUCGAGGACUGCAGUUUACGUUAGGGACUUCAGCCAGCCCAACAACUGUGGACACGAUUGUGAUGGCCAAUCUGGGAUAUUUUCAGCUCAAAGCCAACCCAGGAGCCUGGAUUCUCAGACUAAGGAAGGGGCGCUCUGAUGAUAUUUAUAGAAUCUACAGCCAUGAUGGUACAGAUUCUCCUCCUGAUGCAAAUGAUGUUGUUGUCCUCCUCAAUAACUUCAAAAGCAAGAUCAUCAAAGUGAAGGUUCAGAAGAAAGCAGACAUGGUUAAUGAAGACUUGCUGAGUGAUGGAACGAGUGAGAAUGAAUCUGGAUUUUGGGAUUCAUUUAAAUGGGGCUUUUCAGGACAGAAGACUGAGGAAGUGAAACCUGAAAAAGAUGACAUAAUCAAUAUUUUCUCUGUUGCAUCUGGUCAUCUCUAUGAAAGAUUUCUUCGCAUAAUGAUGCUAUCAGUGCUGAAGAAUACCAAAACUCCUGUGAAAUUCUGGUUCUUGAAGAAUUAUUUGUCCCCCACAUUUAAGGAGUUUAUACCUUACAUGGCCAGCAAAUACAACUUUCAGUAUGAACUUGUUCAGUACAAAUGGCCGCGGUGGCUUCAUCAGCAGACAGAGAAGCAGCGGAUCAUCUGGGGCUACAAGAUCCUCUUCCUGGAUGUACUUUUCCCACUGGUUGUUGACAAGUUCCUGUUUGUAGAUGCUGAUCAGAUUGUACGGACAGAUCUGAAAGAGUUAAGGGAUUUCAAUUUGGAUGGUGCCCCUUACGGUUACACUCCUUUCUGUGAUAGCAGGAGAGAGAUGGAUGGCUACCGGUUCUGGAAGUCAGGGUACUGGGCCAGUCACUUGGCUGGGCGGAAGUAUCAUAUCAGUGCACUGUAUGUCGUGGAUCUGAAGAAGUUUAGGAAAAUAGCUGCUGGUGACAGACUCAGGGGACAGUACCAAGGUCUGAGUCAAGAUCCCAACAGUCUUUCAAAUCUUGAUCAAGAUUUGCCCAAUAACAUGAUCCAUCAGGUGCCAAUCAAAUCCCUCCCUCAAGAAUGGCUUUGGUGUGAGACAUGGUGUGAUGACGCAUCUAAGAAGAGGGCUAAGACCAUCGACCUGUGCAAUAAUCCCAUGACUAAAGAACCCAAACUGGAGGCUGCUGUGCGAAUCGUCCCCGAGUGGCAGGACUAUGAUCAGGAGAUCAAGCAGCUGCAGAGCCUCUUCCAAAAGGAGAAGAAGAUGGGGACCCUGCGUGUAGAAAAGACACAGGAAGAACCUGAGAAACAUGAAGAAUUAUGAUCUCUGGCGGAGGAUGGGAAAUCCCACCAUCUGACAGUUUUUAUACUAAAUGGUUUUUUCUGAUCUGUCGAUACAACUGCUGAAGAACUGACUGGGCAGGUGUCCACACCUAUUGAUUUAGACUACUGCACCCCAGUGGGUGCUGGAUCUUUGGGGCUAAGGCUCUGUUGGAUUUGUACCUCAGAGGAAGACAAAUGGCUGAUCUUCUGGGACUCUCUUCACACCAGAGGGAGAAAUGGUGGCAGCAACUGAAGGAAGCUGAGUCCUUUGGUGCCCACGUCCAAGAGCACACAUUGCUGCACUGGCUCAGAAGCUAGCCAGAAAAGCCACCAUGUUCUUCCUUACCUCAGUUUACCUGCAGCCCUUGCUGCACUGCAGAUGCCCACCCUGCACCAGGUCAGGCCGGCAGAUGCUUCAUCCAAGGUCCCUGCCUCAAGGUCUAUGCCAACAUGCUUCUCCCAUCUUGUGCCCCAUAUUCUCUUCCCAAGCAUUAGGCUCAUUGUUAUUGAGCCCAGCCGAUAAUCAUGUGUCUUCAGGGUUGGCUCAGUUGCUAAGAAACAAGUCUUGAGGAGAACUGGGGCUUGUUUGGAUGAGGGUUGUGGAGACGACAGGCCGGGGGGAGUUUUGUGGUGUUCAAAGGAAGAAGACAAAAAAUUGGCCAUUCUCUUUCAGUCUGCUGUGGCUGACUUUAAAGGAAGUUUCAUUCUAUUCCCAGUGAACUUUCUACAUAAUUGUUUUGUAAACGAUUUUUAUAUUUAUGAAAAUGUUUGCUUUUCCUUCCUACUUUGUAAAAAACUGUCGGUUAUCAGUUUCCUAGCUGGGCACAGGCACACUGAGUCCCUCAGUGACCCAUCUCAGUGUGCUCAGCCUCCAUCUGGACGGCCACGGUAGUUUUCUCUCAGACCCAGGAGACUGGCCUUGGGCUUUCCUUUCACUCUGCUCUCAGACCUCUGACGAGGAAUGACUGUCUCUGGAACUCUGUCUGUUUGCCUUUCAUUUUGGCUCUGUGAUUGCCUUUAGCUUUGGAGACUCGUCCAAGGCCCGGUACAGUUCUAAGGUAACUGCUGCUGUAUGAAGCAGCCCCCGUCAUUGCUUUGUGUGUGUCCACAGCCACAGCCCACUUCACCUGGGCGGGAGCAGCCUGGGCUGUGGAGCCGGGGACACGCUGUUACCCUGGCUGUACAGGUGUCUGGUGUCAUCUCUGCCCAGGAGUCAGGGAUCUGUAGCAGAGGGUUUCUGGGUACUGACCUGCCUUCCAGCUCACAGGGGCUGUUCUUCCUCUUUAACCUGCCUUUUAAAAACAAGAAGGGAGCAGGGGUGUGGCUCAGUGGCAGACAAAGUGCUUGUCUAGCAAGCUCAAGGCCCUGGGUUCCAUCCCAGCAUUGCGCCCCCACCCCUCAGAAAGAGUGACUAUGAAGAGUGAGUACGCAGGAGAAGUCCUUGCCCACUUGAACUAGGUAAUACGUGUGUUUUCAAGGAGGAGUGAUCUACAGUAGCCAUAGUUGGGAUUUGAAUGGGCCAUUAUUAAGUUAUACAUAGAGAGAGAUGGCAAAGCGUCAUCUAUCGGGAGCUCACACAACCAGCAGAAACUCCUUACUUAACUCAGCCCCUGGAGUUCCCCAAUGAGUGUCCUAGGCAGAGCAGAGUGUACCCUCAGGUAAGGACACAAGUGAAAGAACAAACAGCAAAACUAAAAACACCAUCAUCAGAUUCGGUGCUCACAACAUCCUGCAGAAACCAGCUGAGCUUGCAGCCUCCCUUCCCACUGCAGGCGCGUAGACAGCGGGCUAAGCAAUGGCUGAGUCCUCUUGACCUUGGAAAGGUGUCUGGGAAUGAAUUACUUCCCAGCUGUGUUCAAGGAUGUCAUGUUUGACUCUUGGACUAUUGAACUGUUUUGUCAUGAAGUUAGAGGGGGCCUCACAUGUUCCGUAGCCAGCUUCUUAGCACGUGACAUCAGCGCACUGUAUAUUGCAACAUGAACUUUAAAAUAAAGAUUUCACCACACAUAUCAAGUAAUUAAUUUUCCCCUAUUUUCAAAUCCAAAAGUUAACUUAGAGCCAGCCUUUGUUCAGGCUUCGUGUCCACAUUGUAUUAAGUUUUCAGGGAUGCCACUGCUGCUGUCCUCAACUGGAGGCAGGGACACAGUGCUCCCCGUGUCCUGGGAGCCCAUGAUAAGCAGGAAAUAAUCAGGUCACAGGGGUGUGCUUUUUACUAUUGGCCCAGGGGCCAGUUUCCUUCUUUUUACCAAGUCGUUCAUGCGUCCUCUAUGGUUCCUGAUAUGUCACCACCCUGACGUAAGUCAUAGUAAUAGUUGAUGCUGGAUAGGUCAGACCCAGCUUGCUUCUAAGGUUGUCCAGGCCCCUCCUCUGCCAGCUUCUUCCUCACUACCAGCUUCAUCUCAACAAAUUUAGCAAAUGCCCCAGAAAUGAUGCUGCCAUUAAGUGCCCCAGAGAAGGUGUCCAUGUUGGUUUCAUCUGAUGGCUCCAUGGGAAAGCAGACUGUGACCGGAAAGAGAGGUGAAAUAGUUUCCAAGAAGCAGGAGAUAACGGACCACAUGGAUUGUCUAAGCUUCUGGAAAGUUCACUGUUGUUCUUGGCAUGCACAUAUAUAGUUUUUUUGACCUCUUGUCAUAUAGAGGUAGAAAGUUUGCUUUCUGAGUCAGUAGGGUAGGGUGAACUAUGACUCGUCAGAAUUACAUGCACCAGUGCGAGUCAGUCUCUGUGUUCUGCAGAAAGUGGCACUUGGUUGGCAUCCCGGACUGUGAGGGCACAGCCCUCCAGCAUCCUGGGUUUAGUUGAGAGUGGUGGUUUCAUAAGAUGUUGACAUUGUUAGUCUGGCGGAAGCUGCCUUUCUGAUGAGCAUGCUUGUCUCCAGGUGCACAUGCAUUUUGCUGGGCCUGUCUGGCCAGAAGCAGGCUCCAUGUUUCCUGACGCUACUUGAAACUGUGUUCUGAAUCUUGUUGAGGCUCUGCCUGAUGUGUGUCAUCUGGUUUCAGACUGAGUCCGCGGAUGAUACCCCAAGAGCCCAGAGAUAAAGAAGGAAGAGAAAAACAGGAAGUCAACUUGACUGGUGUGAUUUAGAACUGUCAGCUGUCACAUGGCCAGGGGAUGAAGUCUCUCCUCUUGUCCCUAGCUCCUCCGUGACUAAAUCUUUUUCUAAAAUUGUUCUUAGACCUGCAUGAUUAAAAGAAAUCAUUUGCCUGAGGAGUUGGGAGGGCGCUCUGGUCCACUUUGCUGGGUAGAUUUCACGGAAGGCUGUCGAGUGGGAAGUGGCUUGGUGAUGUGGAGUGUGGUCUAUGCACGAUUCCUAAAUGUGACUUCAGGCUCCGUCUUCUUCGUGAGUUACCGGGUACUUGACUUUCUGGGGAUGUUGUGUGACGACCAGAGUCGAUCAGAUGGCUCGUCGUGUUUCUUGUUUAGGAAGCUAGCACUUUUUGUUGUUGGAAGUCAUGAGCUCCUGUUUUCUCUGCCUUAAGGUAACAAGGAAAGUCUUAAUGAGGACUUUCACACGCCGGAUCAAGUCCAAGCACAUUAAACACUGUCACUCAGGAAGUUACUGAAAUUCCCCAUUUCUCCUCCGUCGCUGGUGUCUGUCUGUUCGUGUAGUAACAGAAAGAGCCCUUCUGUGUUACAUAGCAAUGGUGAGCCAGUGAAUUGGGCAGAGACUCUCCUUCCCAUGGUGCCCGUGAGUGCUGACAGUUCAUAGCAGCAGGUGACAGAGUCAGCGCCAAGCACCAACAUGCUCCGGGGAAGGAAAGCAGGAGACCUCUCCUGAGUGUCCUGGGUCCCUCGCAACGUGUGGAGGGUCUGUGACUCAUGAGUAGGGCUUGGAGCCAUGGUCUCUUCCCGCCUGUGCUUUCUGCACUGCCUUACGUCCCCAUUGAGCUCGGUAGAGAAAUGGGCACCAUUCCUUUAACCAGAUGCAAACCACACUAACCUAAGGUUGGCAGUUUGGAACAAAAGACUCCCAAGCACUCUGUUUUCCAAUCAAAAAAGGAAAAAUGGAGACAAAACUUAGGGUGUUUAAAGAAACCAUGUCCAACUUUCCACUCAAACCAACACCUCACUUGGUAUGAGGUUAAUGUCUGUGAAUGUCUUAGUCCAAAGGAUGCUGGUUUAUCAUGAGAGUAAGCUCUGCUCAACACAAUAAAC
Messenger RNA from Chionomys nivalis (European snow vole), 8966 nucleotides. It is a transcript of the gene Uggt1, whose product is annotated as UDP-glucose glycoprotein glucosyltransferase 1. The record is from RefSeq and is a predicted model, not a curated record. Gene Ontology annotation, cellular component: endoplasmic reticulum. Gene Ontology annotation, molecular function: UDP-glucose:glycoprotein glucosyltransferase activity. NCBI's taxonomy places the organism in Eukaryota, Metazoa, Chordata, Mammalia, Rodentia, Cricetidae. The transcript is spliced from 41 exons. The coding region runs from base 160 to 4815 and encodes 1551 amino acids.